AUGUGGCCAAAGGCCAAACAAAGCAGCAAGGUGAGGGGACACGGUGGGCAACAGCCACCCUCCAUGGCACAUGGAGGUUGUACCACAGCAUGGUACAACCACAUUCCCUCACGUACCAUGUGUCCCCAAAACCACAACCCUGUGUGUCAUAACCCCAAGCACUUUGUCCCCACUGUCCACCCCACUUAUAUCCACAGCAAUUCUGCAUCCCCUCAGGGUGCUUUUUGCCCCCAAAUCAGCCUCAUGCGUCCAAAAAGGAUGGGGAAACUCCAGCCCCAUGUCCCCACGCCUUGUCCCCACUCACCACAUCCCUAUGUCCACGCUAUCAGUUUCUGCAGAAACCCUGCACACCCCUGUGGUGGUUUUUGUCCCCAAAUCAGCCUGAUGCAUGAAAGGUGGGAACCCCCCAGAUCCAUGUGUGUCCCUCUGUCCCUUGUGUGCCACCACCAUCUCUCUGCUGUGUCCCACUGGGCAGAGGUAUCUGAGGAGGAGGAGGAGGAGGAGGAGGAGGAAGAAGAUGAGAUGGAGAGUAAAGAUCCUCCCAAAAAGCUGAAGAAGAAACUGACGAAAGAGCCACCCUCAGGGGAUAAGAAGCUGAAAGCAAAGGGUGACAAAAGUGAUGCUGACAGCAAAGCCAAAUCUACCAAAAGCGCCAAGAAGGAGCCGAUAUCUGUGUUCCAUGUGAAUGGGGAGAAGAAGGAGAAGAAGAGCAAAAAGAAAGCUGCCACUGGCAGUGAUGAGGAGGAUGACUCUGAUGCCAGUACCAAACCUAUCCGAUCGGGUAAGAAGAAGAAUCCGGUGUCACUCUUCCAGACUGGUGGGGACCCUCCCAGAGAGAGAAAAACCAGGAAGAAAGCCCCUAAAGCAGCAGAGAGCGAAGAGGACGCCUUGGAGACACAGCAGAAGAACUCCAACAAGAAGGGCAAAGGGAAGAAAUCUAAGAAGAAGGAGGAGAGGCCGCUGUCACCUGUCAUCGAGGUAGACAACCUGGAGAAGUUUGUGCUGUCCCCAGCGCCACAGGGGGUGACCAUCAAGUGCCGGGUGACGCGGGACAAGAGGGGUAUGGACCGGGGCCUGUACCCCACCUACUACCUGCACCUGGAUAACGACAAAAAGGUCUUCCUGCUCGCUGGGAGGAAGCGUAAGAAGAGCAAAACCUCCAACUACCUCAUCUCCAUCGACCCCACAGACCUGUCACGGGGUGGGGAGAACUUCAUCGGGAAGCUGAGGUCCAACCUGAUGGGGACCAAGUUCACCGUGUUUGACAAUGGCUGUAACCCUGAUCGGGCCAGCGCCGAUUGGUCCAAUGUGCGGCAGGAGCUGUCGGCUGUGGUUUAUGAGACCAAUGUGCUGGGGUUCAAAGGGCCCCGGAAGAUGACAGUUAUCAUCCCUGGGAUGAACUCAGACAACGAGCGGGUGCCCAUCCGACCCCGAAAUGACAACGAUGGGCUGCUCAUGAGGUGGCAAAACAAGAACAUGGACAACAUUAUUGAGCUGCACAACAAGGCACCGGUGUGGAAUGACGAGACCCAGUCCUAUGUCCUCAACUUCCACGGCCGUGUCACCCACGCCUCCGUCAAAAACUUCCAGAUUGUGCAUGGCAGUGACCCUGAUUACAUUGUGAUGCAGUUUGGACGUGUGGCAGAUGACGCCUUCACCAUGGACUACAACUACCCGCUGUGUGCCGUGCAGGCCUUUGCCAUUGCUCUCUCCAGCUUUGAUGGGAAGCUGGCCUGCGAGUAG
Molecule: messenger RNA, 1743 nt
Organism: Lagopus muta (rock ptarmigan)
Lineage: Eukaryota; Metazoa; Chordata; Aves; Galliformes; Phasianidae
Gene: TULP1
Product: TUB like protein 1
Biological process (GO): protein localization to cilium
Cellular component (GO): cilium
Molecular function (GO): actin filament binding
Source: RefSeq, a predicted model, not a curated record